Molecule: messenger RNA, 219 nt
Organism: Ostertagia ostertagi
Lineage: Eukaryota; Metazoa; Nematoda; Chromadorea; Rhabditida; Trichostrongylidae
Source: the annotation of a GenBank genome assembly
AUGAUAGAGUUGGGAGGGUGGGUGUUGCGAAAUGGUGAUGUGGAAGAGGCUGGUAUCAAAAUGGGAUCACAUGCGGUCGAUCUCAUGCCGACUGUUCCUUUGUUUCCUAGUGUCCACACGAGUUAUGCGUUUUAUAAACUGACAUUUACUGCCUGGUGUAAUUCGCAUUUGAGAAAAGCUGGUACAAGCAUUGAGCUCAUCGAGGAGGACUUCAGAAAU